Molecule: messenger RNA, 1197 nt
Organism: Dioszegia hungarica
Lineage: Eukaryota; Fungi; Basidiomycota; Tremellomycetes; Tremellales; Bulleribasidiaceae
Exons: 3
Coding region: 1-1197 (398 amino acids)
Biological process (GO): retrograde vesicle-mediated transport, Golgi to endoplasmic reticulum
Cellular component (GO): endoplasmic reticulum; SNARE complex
Molecular function (GO): SNAP receptor activity
Source: RefSeq, a predicted model, not a curated record
AUGUCCUCCCCCACGCCUCAACUCGGCUCACUCCAACGCCGCCUGACCGACCUGCACACAUAUCAGCUCCCGCGCUUACGCAGCUGUACUGGCCCGAUCGGGCUGCACGGGGAACUUACAGACGAGCUUCGGCUGGACCUGGCGGGUUUACGGCGGGGGCUUGAGGUGGCCAGGGAGGAGGUGGAGAUGCUGCAGGGAUAUGAAGAGCGAGAGGGGGGAUGGAGAGUGUAUGAAGAGCUGGAGAGGGAGUAUAAGCGUGCUAGGACAGAGUAUCGCUCCGCCCUCCUCUACUCCAAGUCCCGUAUCUCAACCACAAAAGCGCCCAUCCCCGGAAAACCCACCGCCGCGGAUAUGCGAUAUGAGCUGCAAGAUCCCUCUGUGGCUGCUGCAUCGUCUUCUUCGUCCGCGUCUGCGUCGGCGGGGAAAGGUCCUGAACGGUCCAACUCGACGACGUACCCACCCCGGUCUGCCGAUUUUGGGCGAGGCGAGCAGGAUGCUGUUCAGACCAAGACGAACGAGGUGACGGAUGCGCUGAGGCGGACGUUGGGGACGAUGCAGGUCGAGCUGGAGAAGAGCGUGAUGAGUGUGCAGAUGCUAGAAGUAUGGGCAAUACAGGCUGACACCCCGUUAGAAGACUCUACCCGCACCCUCCGCUCCACAUCGGCAUUAUACGAUACCUACACUUCCCUCCUCACUACCUCGACCCAGCUCGUCAAGGCGCUGGAAAGAGCAGACUGGUAUGACCGCCUCGUGAUCGCCCUCGCGUUCCUGCUGUUUCUUCUGGUGGUCGGGUGGGUCAUCAAGCGCCGAGUACUGGAUAGGGUCGUUGGCGGCGUAGGGUGGUGGGUCGGCGGCAGUGCGAGAUUGGUCAAGAUGGGUCUUGGAGGUGGACGGGGGAAGGCGGUCAAGCAGGGGGUGAAGGUGGGGACGGCGGUGAAGGGAGAGGUAGGGAAGAAAGGUGCUGAGAGUCUAGCGAAGACAGUGAGCGGAGUGACGGGGUCGGUUCUGGCGGGGGCGUCGACAGUGACUGCUGCUGCUAGUGUGCUGAGCCGCAGCAACGAGGGGAAGAUGGACACAGUAGGAUCUGUGGAACCAUCUCCAAGUCUGGCAGACUCCGUUGUAGCUCCCCCACCACCCUCUUCCGCAUCUGCCAUCUCUCCCCCAGAUCCCAGUAGUAGCGCACACGACGAGUUGUAG